Molecule: messenger RNA, 1145 nt
Organism: Trichogramma pretiosum
Lineage: Eukaryota; Metazoa; Arthropoda; Insecta; Hymenoptera; Trichogrammatidae
Gene: Arpc3A
Product: actin-related protein 2/3 complex subunit 3-like
Exons: 4
Coding region: 463-999 (178 amino acids)
Biological process (GO): Arp2/3 complex-mediated actin nucleation; regulation of actin filament polymerization
Cellular component (GO): cytoskeleton; Arp2/3 protein complex
Molecular function (GO): actin filament binding
Source: RefSeq, a predicted model, not a curated record
GUCUGAAUUACUGACGGUCAGAGUGCGGAAAAAAUGUUUUCGUUACAAAUAUUUUCAUAAAUGCCGGCCAGUUUUUUUUAGAUUUCUUUGUUGCUUGUAAAAUAAAUAUAUUGAAAUUGCUGAUAUUAAUAACAAUUUGCAGUCUUUCACUUUCACAUUAAAUUGACUUUGCAACAGGAAUACCGCAAGUCGAAAGCUCUAUAGAAUUAUAGAAUGACUAUGUAAGUAGGUAUUGAAGUAUUCUGUAAAUUUGACACAUCGGUGUAUGUAUAAUCUGCGAAGGUUUGUGUUUUUGUGUAAUCUGAAUGUGACAAUCGUAAGAUGCAAUUCGAUUGACCGUAGCAAGUGCUUAGUUAUUUUCAAGUGACUCAUUUUUAAAGGAGUGUUCACUGUUUUUUUCGGUGUACAGUGAAUCAAUUGCAAUUAAAAAUUUGCAACUAAGUGCCCGUAAUCAACGACAAAAUGCCGGCUUAUCAUUCUAGUUUUACUGGUAAAAACAACAAUUUGGGUAAUAUGGCUUUAUUACCUAUCAAUACAUCUUUUAGAGGGCCAGCCCCACCCUUGGCUAAUAGCGAAGAAAUGGAUAUUAUUGAUGAAGCGUUGUAUUUUUUUAAAGCCAAUGUCUUUUUUAGGACAUAUGAAAUAAAGGGUGAAGCAGAUCGAGUUUUAAUUUACAUAACUUUGUAUAUAACAGAGUGUUUAAAGAAGUUACAGAAAUGUAUUAAUCAUCAACAAGCACAUAAUGAGAUGUACUCCUUAGCAAUUUCAAAGUUUGAUAUUCCUGGAGAUCAUGGUUUCCCAUUGAACUCUGUUUAUGCCAAGCCCAAUAAUCCAGCUGAAGCAGAUGCUAUGAGGCAAUACUUUUUACAACUAAGGCAAGAGACUGGAGCUCGUUUGAUUGAAAAAGUUUAUGGAGCUGAUGGGAAACCUAGUAAAUGGUGGCUGUGUUUUGCAAAAAAGAAAUUCAUGGAUAAGUCAUUAUCUGGGCCUGGACAAUGAAGUACUUUUAAUAAUUUGUAAAGAUAUAAUACUUGAACAUUUCGUACAAUUAAGUGAGUUACAGAGAUUUUUUUAAACUACAUUAUAUGUUUGGUUUUCUUAUAAGAAAACUUAAAAAUAAAUAUAAAAUGUUUUGUUAUAAAGUA